GCUUUCGGCUCUGAAGAAAGAAAAAACGUUCGCGUGAAGAACACUGCAGUCGCCAUUUUGAGGAGACUGACGCGUUUCGUAAGAAGCAGUUUUUACGACAUAAAGCGGAUCGUUUUUGACUUUUUAAAUUCGUAUUACGUGGAGUAACACGACGUAAUGUCUCGGCUUAACAAUAAUAAUCGCGGCGCCUACGGAAUGAACACGUUUCAGCCGCGUAGGGGCGGAGGACCCGGAGGCCCGAUGCGCGGCAGCAUGAUGGGGAACAACAACUUCAGGAACCAUCCCUUCCAGAACCGUAGAGACAACUUUAACCGGUCUCCAGGCCAGCCGAGCCCACAGAAACCGCACCAGGACCAGCAGGGUCUGCCCAUCAUCCCUCCUCCGCCUCCUGGCCCGGCUCUCACCAUGAAGGGCCCGAUGCAGGAGCAGCAGGAAGCCGCCGGAGGCCAGACCAAGAUCCAGACCCCGCCGCCGAACCAGCCCAGCCAGGCCGAGGGCGAGCAGCUCAAGUCGCCCGGAGGAAAGGAACAGCAGAAGCCUCCUCAGAACCUAAAACCCGAACCCCAGCAGAGCCCCAAACCGGCACCACAGCAGGACCAGAAACCCGGAUCUCAGCAGGGUCCUCAACAGAGUCCCCAACAGGGCCAGAGACCGGGAACCCAGCAGCAGGGUCCCCAGCAAGGCCAGAGACCGGGAACCCAGCAGCAGGGUCCCCAGCAGGGCCAGAGACCGGGAGCCCAGCAACAGGGUCCCCAGCAGGGCCAGAGACCGGGAGCCCAGCAGCAGGGCCCUCAGCAGGGCCAGAGACCGGGAGCCCAGCAACAGGGCCCCCAGCAGGGCCAGAGACCGGGAGCCCAGCAGCAGGGUCCCCAGCAGGGCCAGAGACCGGGAGCCCAGCAGCAGGGUCCCCAGCAGGGCCAGGGACUGGGAGCCCAGCAGCAGGGUCCCCAGCAGGGCCAGGGACCGGGAGCCCAGCAGCAGGGUCCCCAGCAGGGCCAGGGACCGGGAGCCCAGCAGCAGGGUCCCCAGCAGGGCCAGGGACCGGGAGCCCAGCAGCAGGGUCCCCAGCAGGGCCAGGGACCGGGAGCCCAGCAGCAGGGUCCCCAGCAGGGCCAGAGACCGGGAGCCCAGCAGCAGGGUCCCCAGCAGGGCCAGAGACCGGGAGCCCAGCAGCAGGGUCCCCAGCAGGGCCAGAGACCGGGAGCCCAGCAGCAGGGUCCCCAGCAGGGCCAGAGACCGGGAGCCCAGCAGCAGAGUCCCCAGCAGGGCCAGAGACCGGGAGCCCAGCAGCAUGGUCCCCAGCAGGGCCAGAGACCGGGAGCCCAGCAGCAUGGUCCCCAGCAGGGCCAGAGACCGGGAGCCCAGCAGCAGGGUCCCCAGCAGGGCCAGAGACCGGGAGCCCAGCAGCAGGGUCCCCAGCAGGGCCAGAGACCGGGAGCCCAGCAGCAUGGUCCCCAGCAGGGCCAGAGACCGGGAGCCCAGCAGCAUGGUCCCCAGCAGGGCCAGAGACCGGGAGCCCAGCACAGCCAAAGACCUGGGCCUCAACAGGGAUCCCAGUCGGGUAACGAAUCGGGACCCCAACAGGGCCAGAGACCGGGAACCCAACAAGGAUCCCAGCAGGGCCAGAGACCGGGAACCCAACAAGGAUCCCAGCAGGGCCAGAGACCGGGAACCCAACAAGGAUCCCAGCAGGGCCAGAGACCGGGAACCCAACAAGGAUCCCAGCAGGGCCAGAGACCGGGAACCCAACAAGGAUCCCAGCAGGGCCAGAGAUCGGGAACCCAACAAGGAUCCCAGCAGGGCCAGAGAUCGGGAACCCAACAAGGAUCCCAGCAGGGCCAGAGAUCGGGAACCCAACAAGGAUCCCAGCAGGGCCAGAGAUCGGGAACCCAACAAGGAUCCCAGCAGGGCCAGAGAUCGGGAACCCAACAAGGACAGAGACCAAGGCUCCACUUCGACCAGAGACCGGAGCCUCAUCACGGCCAGAAGCCAGCACCCAACGCUGAACCGGAACCGAUGGAACAGAACACCAGUACUCCAGAGACGGAGCAGAGUGAGCCGUCGGAGUUUAAGGCCACACUGUCCAGGCUGCUGAAACCCGGUGAGAAACCAUACACUCAGCGGUGUCGCCUCUUCGUUGGGAAUCUGCCGAAAGAUAUCGCAGAAGAUGAAUUCAGGUUGCUUUUCGAAAAGUAUGGAGAACCUAAUGAAGUGUUCGUUAACAAAGCCAAAGGCUUUGGCUUCAUCAGACUGGAGUCUCGUGCGCUUGCAGAGGUAGCCAAAGCAGAACUAGAUGAUACACCCAUGAGAGGAAGGACUCUGCGUGUGAGAUUUGCCACACACUCUGCAGCUCUGUCUGUUAAGAACCUGUCCCCUUUUGUCUCAAACGAGCUCCUAGAAGAGGCCUUCUCACAGUUCGGAAUUGUAGAGCGAGCCAUUGUCAUUGUUGAUGACCGUGGGCGUUCAACAGGAAAGGGUAUUGUUGAGUUUGCCUCCAAACCCAGUGCUAGAAAAGCCCUCGAUCGCUGUAAUGAUGGCGUGUUCCUGCUCACCAUGUCUCCUCGGCCUGUGAUUGUAGAACCUCUAGAGCAGUUUGAUGAUGAAGAUGGUUUUCCAGAGAAAUUAGCACAUAAGAAUCUCAGAUAUCAAGCAGAGCGAGAGGAGCCUCCACGCUUUGCCCGUCCCGGAACUUUUGAAUUUGAAUAUUCAAAGCGCUGGAAGUCCAUGGAUGAAAUGGAAAAACAGCAGAGGCAGCAGGUAGAGAAGAACAUGCAGGAGGCUCGUGAGAAGCUGGAGAGCGAGAUGGAAGAUGCUUAUCUUGAACACCAGGCCAACAUGCUCAGACAAGAACUUGCCAGGCGGCAGGAAGAAUUGCGGCGUAUGGAGGAGAUGCACAGCCAGGAGAUGCAAAAGAGGAAGGAGAUGCAGCUCAGACAGGAGGAAGAGCGCCGCAGGCGGGAGGAGGAGAUGCUCCGCAAGAGGGAAAUGGAAGAACAGAUGCGCCGUCAGCGUGAGGAGAGCUAUCGAAUGGGCAGUUUCAUGGAUAGCCACAGUGAAAUCAGAUUGGGUUCUAGUGGCUCCAUGACAAUGACUGACAUGUCCUUCGGUACAUCCAACCAGAACUUCAACAUGGGUGGAAUGGGCUUUGAGUCACAGCAAGGAAUGGGGGCUGUAUCUUCAGGAGGCUUAAUCAACACUGAAAUGCGCAACGAGCGCUUUUCCCAGGGUGGUGCUAGGGGCAUGGGUCCUGCAAACCCUGGGUUUGGCAGGGUCCGCGAGGAAUUUGAUGGUCCUUCUAAGAAACCCCGCUUUUAAAAGCUGAUCUUGGAUCCUUCUAGCAGUAACAUUUGUGUAGAUGCUCAAAAAACAAACAUGUUCAGUCAUAUUUGUUGUAUUUAAGUUUAAAAUGUUCUUGCUUUUAGCUGGACAAAUUACUAAUUUUAAGACUAGCUUAAGAUUUUCCCCUUUUUUAUUUUGUAUCUUUAGUAUGGAAUAAUAGGUCACCUUUGUGAUUCAUUAACAUUUAUUUCAUUAAAAGUAUCUGACCUGUGUAUAAUUUUCUUUUGUAGCUAUAUUGCUCUGUGAGACAUCGUGAAGUGCUAAUUGUCAUUUUCUCAACUGUCUGGAUGUGUUUUGUGCCAUGCGUUUGGAAUCCAAGCAUGUAUUAAAAUAAAAAAGAAAUUGGAUAAAGCAU
Thalassophryne amazonica is the source of this 3694-nucleotide messenger RNA. Its product is annotated as splicing factor, proline- and glutamine-rich-like. The coding region runs from base 157 to 3315 and encodes 1052 amino acids. Lineage: Eukaryota; Metazoa; Chordata; Actinopteri; Batrachoidiformes; Batrachoididae. Gene Ontology annotation, molecular function: RNA binding. The transcript is spliced from 10 exons. Gene Ontology annotation, cellular component: nucleus. Gene Ontology annotation, biological process: regulation of DNA-templated transcription. The record is from RefSeq and is a predicted model, not a curated record.